CCACUGAUUAUUAGAGAGAGCCAGCCAGCCAGGGGGUAGGGUUGCUCAAAUUUGAAAGCAAAAAAAAGAAAGAGAAGAAAUGGCGAUUUCUAUGAUGCGAUCUGCUCUACUUCGAAACUCUCUUCGCAGCGCCUCCAAACCCUCUGCUCCUACUAGACGAGGCUUUUCAUCCUCUGCCCAUCACGACGAUGCUUACGAGGCUGCGAAGUGGGAAAAGAUAACGUACUUGGGUGCUGCGAGCUGCACUAUCUUGGCCAUUUAUAACUUAUCAAAGGGUCAUCCUCACCACGAAACCCCUCCUGAGUACCCAUAUUUGCACAUUCGCAACAAGGAGUUUCCAUGGGGACCAAAUGGACUCUUUGAGGUUAAGGAGGACCAUCACUGAGACUUUUGUAUUGGAUGGAAGUAUCUGAAAGUACUUUUGUUUAUCACAUUCCUACCAUUUUCUCAGAAAGAUCGAUGAGACAACCUUGGAUCUUUGAAUUUGAUUUUAGCACUUAAGUUUUAUGGCUUUGCAUGUUGGAAUUUCUUUUCUGUCCCAUUGUCUGUUACCUGUUAAGUGCUCAAAAUAAACGAAUGACAUGAAAUA
Molecule: messenger RNA, 589 nt
Organism: Populus euphratica (Euphrates poplar)
Lineage: Eukaryota; Viridiplantae; Streptophyta; Magnoliopsida; Malpighiales; Salicaceae
Product: cytochrome c oxidase-like protein
Exons: 4
Coding region: 80-385 (101 amino acids)
Biological process (GO): mitochondrial electron transport, cytochrome c to oxygen
Cellular component (GO): mitochondrial inner membrane
Molecular function (GO): enzyme regulator activity
Source: RefSeq, a predicted model, not a curated record